This is a messenger RNA of Arabidopsis lyrata subsp. lyrata, 2043 nucleotides long. RefSeq names its product probable methyltransferase PMT23. The coding region runs from base 131 to 1912 and encodes 593 amino acids. The transcript has 8 exons. The record is from RefSeq and is a predicted model, not a curated record. Gene Ontology annotation, molecular function: methyltransferase activity. Lineage: Eukaryota; Viridiplantae; Streptophyta; Magnoliopsida; Brassicales; Brassicaceae. Gene Ontology annotation, cellular component: endosome; cytoplasm; trans-Golgi network.
ACUUAAGCUCUGCAAAAAUCGAAAUGUGAAAGUUGCGACUUUUGGAGCUCUCUGAUCAGCUCACACCUUGCUUCUUCUUCUUCCUUAAAACGCGUCUCGUACAGUGAUCUCUAAUGAUCUUUCUUCUUCAAUGGCGAUAUCAGUACAACACGUCGUCGUUUUACUCCUCUCCACUCUCCUCAUCGCCAUCACCUUCUUCCUCUUCACCUCCGAUAACGCAACAUUCCCUUUCCCUUCUCUCUCCCCCACCGAUUACUACACACCAAACGGUCCAAACCCCAAAUCCCCAAAUCCUCACCAAAACGUCGACGUUUCUUCAGAUCAAACUCCACAGAAGAUGAAGCUUAACAGUUCCCAAGAGGUGGAUGAGCUGAAAUGGGAUCUAUGUAAAGGCGCAGAAUCUGUUGAUUACAUACCUUGUCUUGAUAAUUACGCUGCCAUUAAGCAGCUCAAAUCGAGGAGACAUAUGGAACAUCGAGAACGUCAUUGCCCUGAACCAAGUCCUCAAUGUCUCGUUACCUUGCCGGAUAAUUAUAAGCCGCCGGUUCCGUGGCCUAAGAGCCGGGAUAUGAUUUGGUAUGACAAUGUUCCUCACCCCAAGCUUGUAGAAUACAAGAAAGAACAAAAUUGGGUUAAAAAAGAGGGUGAAUUUCUAGUUUUUCCUGGAGGAGGUACUCAAUUCAAAUUCGGGGUUACUCAUUACGUUGAGUUCAUCGAAAAGGCUUUACCGAGUAUCAAAUGGGGGAAAAACAUAAGGGUUGUAUUAGAUGUUGGUUGCGGCGUUGCUAGCUUUGGCGGAUCUUUAUUAGAUAAAGAUGUCAUUACAAUGUCAUUUGCCCCUAAAGAUGAACAUGAAGCUCAGAUUCAAUUUGCGUUAGAACGAGGAAUACCUGCAACACUUUCUGUUAUUGGAACACAACAGCUUACGUUUCCCAGCAAUGCUUUUGAUCUUAUCCAUUGUGCACGGUGCAGAGUCCAUUGGGAUGCUGAUGGUGGGAAACCGUUGUUGGAGCUCAAUAGGGUACUCAGGCCAGGAGGUUUCUUCAUUUGGUCUGCAACACCAGUCUAUCGAGAUAAUGACAGAGAUAGCAGAAUUUGGAAUGCAAUGGUUUCUCUGACUAAAUCCAUUUGCUGGAAGGUCGUGACCAAGACGGUUGACUCCUCGGGAAUUGGACUUGUGAUCUAUCAAAAGCCAAUUUCAGAAUCCUGUUAUAAUAAGCGCAGCACACAAGAUCCGCCUCUAUGCGAUAAAAAGGAAGCAAAUGCUUCGUGGUAUGUUCCUCUCGCCAAAUGCAUUUCCAAAUUACCUAGCGGUAAUGUCCAGAGUUGGCCUGAACUAUGGCCUAAACGGCUUGUGAGUGUUAAACCGCAAAGCAUUUCAGUCGAAGCAGAAACAUUGAAGAAAGAUACAGAGAAAUGGUCAGCAAUUGUAUCUGAUGUUUAUCUCGAACAUCUAGCUGUAAACUGGUCGACUGUGCGGAAUGUGAUGGACAUGAAUGCUGGUUUUGGCGGUUUUGCUGCUGCACUUAUAAAUCGACCUCUCUGGGUGAUGAAUGUUGUCCCUGUGAAUAAACCUGACACUCUCUCCGUCGUUUAUGAUCGAGGCUUGAUCGGAAUUUACCAUGAUUGGUGUGAGUCCCUCAACACUUACCCUAGAACAUACGAUCUGCUACAUUCCAGUUUCCUCCUGGGUGAUACUGAUCUCACACAAAGGUGUGAGAUUGUACAAGUGGUAGCUGAGAUAGAUAGGAUAGUGAGACCUGGCGGAUAUCUUGUGGUUCAAGACACCAUGGAAACAAUAAAGAAGCUUGAAUACAUACUUGGCUCGCUUCAUUGGUCAACCAAAAUAUACCAGGACCGGUUUUUUGUUGGUCGGAAGGGGUUUUGGCGUCCCGCUAAACCGGAACUCUGAUAGACAGAAAGAAACAUAAACAAACUAGCAAAGUAAUUUCUUUUGUACACUAUCAAUGCAUGACGCAACCAUUAAACUGAACCAACUUUUAUCAAGGGGAUUUUGUUUUGCAUAUAUAUACAUAUUUAUGA